GAGCCUGCAAACCUUGACAAAGGAGAAUCUGCCCUUUCCUUUUAUUUUUGUGCGCUUUGAGAGCAACGACUCCUGGCCCCUUUAAUAAUUAUAUGAUGAUGAUGACGACGAUGUCGAUAUCCUAAUCUUCGCUCACUUCCAUUGUUAACUCCUCUCACCUCAGCCCUUCUUUCUCUCCUUCUCAUCCUUCUUCGGACUUAUGUGAAGGAGAAGAAGAUAUGGAGGAAGAUGGGCAGGUUGAGACCGUGCAGUACUUCAGGAGCACUGGAAUGGUGUCGCCGGAGAUUGUGGAGAUUGGAGAUGACAGCAGGAGCAUGACCGGGGGUAGAGAUGGCACCUGUCAGGACGUUUACGUGGCAGUCGGUAAAGAUGAUCUAGGUGUUGUGAAGUGGGUUCUGGAUCAUCUUGUUACGGCUGCCAGUGGUCGGGUCUUCCUGGUCCAUGUCUUCCCACCGAUCACUCACAUUCCCACCCCAGUUGGGAAGUUGUCAAGGAGCCAACUGAGCCAAGACCAAGUGAGAGUAUACAUUAACGAAGAGACGAACAGGAGGAGGAACCUUCUGCAGAAAUACAUCCGCCUAUGCUCCGAAGCUAAGGUUACAGUCGACACUAUGCUUAUAGAGAGCAACUCGACAGCGAAAGCUGUUCUGGAUCUUAUACCUGUGCUUAACAUCACAAGUCUCGUGAUUGGAACGAAGAGAUCCCCUCACUCGAGGCGAUUGGUCGGAAAACUGUCAAAAGGAGAGUUUGUGAAGAGGAAUGCGCCGGAAUGCUGUGAGGUCACUAUAGUGUUCAAUGGACAGAAGGUUAUAGAGAUUAACGAGUCCAGAGACCCGAACCGCCCGUCUAUGAGAACCUGUUCCCCUGGAGAUGAAGCUUCUCGGCAUCCGGAGAGGAGAUUCUUUGAAUGUGCAUGCUUUCCAGUUUGUAGGCCCAAGGUUGAAGAACUCCAAGAACCCAUCAGUCAAAACUCAGGAGGCUUCAGCAAUGGAAAGAUUGAUAGGAUCAGAAGAUAGUUCCUGGAUAGGGGGGAACUGCAGCCCAGAAAGAAGCACAGACCAAGAGGCGAUCAUCGAGAGUUAGACUGCACGGUAAAGCUCGAAAAUAUUUUUCGGAGAUGGACCAGCAGAGAAGGGCUCAUUCUCUUGAAAAAGUAUGUUCCAUGAGAAGUCCUCAACACAAGCUCCUGUUUUGGGCUCAAACUCACUAGGAAAAGUAAAAUGAAACAUAGAAGACGAAGAAGAACGAUGAUUUGAAAUUAAGGAACACGUUCAAGUAAUUCAAUGCUAAUGCUUUGCGCGGAUAUAUACAUAUACGAUGUGACAAGUAACUAUUGUUUUGCCUACCUGUGCGUUACACAAGCUUAUUUUAUUUAUUUAUUUAGUAAGUAUUUGUAUUUGGCGAUUUAUAAUGUUCAAAUAUAAUAUUAGUUACCAUGCA
Messenger RNA from Punica granatum (pomegranate), 1440 nucleotides. Lineage: Eukaryota; Viridiplantae; Streptophyta; Magnoliopsida; Myrtales; Lythraceae. The record is from RefSeq and is a predicted model, not a curated record.